CAAAGCUGCCUGCGAGUUAAGGCGCUGUUGUGCGACGCUUUAUCAGAGAAGUUAACGCUUCUAAGUGGAACCGAUGUCCAUGAAGCCCUUUUCUUGAUAGACAUACACACCCAAAUUAAAAAAAAGGAUUUAGAUAUUGCCAAAGAUGGAUGACAUUGAUGCUAUGUUCAGUGACCUGCUUGGGGAGAUGGAUCUCCUCUCACAGAGUCUCGGGGUGGACACACUGCCUCCAGCAUCACCCCCCAGCUCCAACAAAGAAGUCAACUUCUCCGUCGGCUUCACGGACCUGAAUGAGUCCCUAAAUGAACUGGAGGACCAUGACUUGGAUGCGCUCAUGGCCGACCUGGUGGCUGACCUCAAUGCAACAGAGGAGAAGCUGGGGGCACAAAUGGGGAAUUUGAAAGAACCCUCACCGUCCACCUCAGGCCUCCCACCGCCCACACCGCAGAACUUGCCCUUCUUCCCUGCCCCCUCCUUCACUUCCUCUACGUCAUCUGAGAGCAGCGGCGGCAGCAAAGUUAGCACUCCAGCCUCCAACUCAACAUCCCCAACACCAGCUCCACCUCCACAGGGAACUAAGCCCUCAAUGGAGGAAAUCGAGGCGCAGGUCAAGGCAGAUAAAAUCAAGCUUGCGCUUGAGAAGCUGAAGGAAGCCAAAGUUAAAAAGCUAGUGGUGAAGGUGCUGAUGAACGACGGCAGCUCCAAGACCCUGAUGGUCGAUGAGCGGCAGACUGUUAGAGAUGUCCUGGAUAACCUGUUUGAGAAGACCCACUGCGACUGCAACGUCACCUGGUGCUUGUGCGAGACCAACUCCGAUCUUCAACUCGAAAGGGGGUUUGAGGACCAUGAAAACCUCGUGGAGCCACUCUCAGCAUGGAUGAGGGACAGUGAAAACAAACUCCUCUUCCAAGAGAGGGAAGACAAAUACCAGGUUUUCAAAAACCCUCAGAACUUCUACCUGUGGAAAAAGGAUAAGAAAACUCUCAAAGACAUUAAGGAGAGAGACAAAGAGUUACUAGUAGAGGAGAACUUCAGUGGGACCUCCAUCAUCGUUCCAGACCUGGAGGGGGUGCUCUACCUAAAAGAAGAUGGCAAGAAGUCCUGGAAACAGCGGCUCUUCCUGCUGAGGGCCUCUGGAAUUUAUUAUGUACCCAAAGGGAAGAGCAAGACAUCACGUGAUCUGGUAUGUUUUAUCCAGUUUGACAACGUGAAUGUGUACUACGGCAAAGACCUGAAGAGUAAAUACAAGGCCCCAACAGACUUCUGCUUUGUUUUGAAGCAUCCACAGAUCCAGAAAGAGUCCCAGUAUAUCAAGUACCUGUGCUGUGACGAUGCCUGGACCAUGACCCUCUGGGUGACUGGGAUACGGAUAGCCAAGUAUGGUGUGGCCAUGUAUACAAACUACAAAACAGCCAUGAAGAAGGCGGCUGUCAACUCUGCGUGGACGAACCGCAGCACUCCCUCAAGCUCCAGUCCAUCAACACCUUCACCCACCAUCAAAGCAAAAGCACCCAGCCAGGCAAACGGACAUGCUACAAAGCCCCAACCAGGAGCUGUAUCUCAGGACUUUGGCAGCGACUCUUCUCUGCCACCCCCACCACCCCCACCCCCCAUGCCACAAACCCACACCUUCCCCCAACCUCCUUCCGACCACUUUCUGCCUCCUCCACCUCUGGCCCUAGCGGCUAAAGGCAACUCGCUUCGCCCUGUCACUCCCCCGCGACACCUGCCGACAACCUUCCCUCCACCACUGGCGGUCGCGGAUAGCUUCCCACCUCCUCCGCCUCCAGCACCCAUCGAUGACAUGGCAGAGGCCCCGCCGGAUUUCCUCCCCCCUCCUCCCCCAGGUCCUGGUUUUAGUUCACUGCCCCCUCCACCGCCCCCGAUGACCUCGGCAGCUGGUUUUGACUCAUCUUUACCUCCUCCGCCACCGGACCCCGGCUUCUUCCCUCCGCCCCAAGGGAUCUUUGUUGGGGGCACAGGAGCACCUCCUCCGCCACCACCUCCUCCGCCUCCCCUCGUCAGAGCCCCGCAGGCACCAGUGCAGCCUUCGCACUUAGAGAGGAAGACAGCCCCGGCUCCACCUAAGAGGACUACACCAAUCCAAAACGCUGCAGGCAGAGGGAGUGGAGGUGAAGGAGGAGGGGACUUCAUGUUAGAAUUGAUGAAAGCCAUGCAGAAAAAACGUAGUGAUCAGUAGCCCGAGU
Lampris incognitus (smalleye Pacific opah) is the source of this 2207-nucleotide messenger RNA. It is a transcript of the gene apbb1ip, whose product is annotated as amyloid beta (A4) precursor protein-binding, family B, member 1 interacting protein. Gene Ontology annotation, cellular component: plasma membrane; cytosol. Lineage: Eukaryota; Metazoa; Chordata; Actinopteri; Lampriformes; Lampridae. The record is from RefSeq and is a predicted model, not a curated record. The transcript is spliced from 14 exons. Bases 146 to 2200 code for a protein of 684 amino acids. Gene Ontology annotation, biological process: signal transduction.